Odontomachus brunneus is the source of this 1190-nucleotide messenger RNA. RefSeq names its product MRG/MORF4L-binding protein (gene MrgBP). Gene Ontology annotation, biological process: regulation of transcription by RNA polymerase II. Gene Ontology annotation, cellular component: nucleus; NuA4 histone acetyltransferase complex. Bases 246 to 986 code for a protein of 246 amino acids. Lineage: Eukaryota; Metazoa; Arthropoda; Insecta; Hymenoptera; Formicidae. The record is from RefSeq and is a predicted model, not a curated record. The transcript has 5 exons.
UAAGAUCGUAUGGGCAUCGAAUAUUAAGCAUCGAACACCAAUAUGGCGACUUAAUACUGUCAAUUAGUUAUGUCAAUUUGUGUGCGAUAGCCCUUAUGCGUACCAACACUGACCGUGAUCAAUCGGGACGCUCCCCUUCCAAAAGCCUGUAUAUCAUUCUGAGAGAGAGAAUACUACUCUGUAGUACAUAACCUUGUUUAACUGUGAUAUGUUAGGAUUGCAUUAUCAAGUUGGACUUGUGUAAAAUGGCUGUGAAAGACAAACAAACAGAAAUUUCAUCAUUUGAUGAGAUAGAAUGGAAUGUGGAAAAUGAAAUUCAACUUUUUUUUGCUAUGAAUGGACAUAAACCAGUUGGUAUCAAUAAGUAUUUCCACAUGUUAUGCAUAUGGGAGAAAUUUCGUAUUGCAAUCCGUAAAGAUAUAUCAUUAAAAAUAAUUUGGGAUCAUUUAGAGUCUAUGUAUGAUCUCAUGGCUUUAGAUGACAUGGAAGAUUUACCUUUUCCUAGCCAAGAGAUAGAUUUCUCUCUGCCAGAGGUGGAAUUUGUUGGAAAGCCUAGGAAGAAGGAAGAAUUAGAGAUAAAGCUAAAAGAUUUAAGAGAUAAAUAUAAAGAAAUUAAAAAAGAGAAAGAUAUUAAAGAAAGUUCUAAGAAAGACAAUAUGUCACGUGACAUUAAAGGAAGCAAGGACAUAGACAAAAAGAAGGAAGAAAUAAAGAAAUACACAAAGGACAUGGAAGUAAAGAAAGAUAAAUUUAGAGAUAUAAAAGAUACAAGGAAAGAACACAAAUCUUCAAAAAGUCGUUCAAAGAGCAAAGAUGAUAUAGAAGAAAGUGUAUCAAACAUAAGAAAAGAGCGCAAGGAUUCAGAGUCUGGCCGUGAACUUUUAAAGAGGAUCCCCAAAAGGCCAACUAGACAAAGUAUGGAAAGUUCUUCUAAAGCUUCUUCUAGUCCUCGUGAUACACCACCACCAAAACGAAGAAGAAUAUAGCAAGGAAACAAUCUUGCAUUCACGUUGGAAUGAAUGUAUUUUAUAUAAUUUAGAUUGACAUCUAUGUGAUUUGAAAAAAUACUAAAAAAAGCUUAUCAGAUCACAUAAUGGAUAUAGCUAUAUUGUUUCCUUUUAAAUAUUUUUCUUUGAAGAACCAUAUAUUCAAUAUAAAAUAUUCAAUAUAAAAUAUUUGAUAUAAAAAUA